CGCACGUCACACUUUGUUGCUUGCGUCGACAUGACCAGCGCGGCCGAGAUCGAAGCGCUGCAGGUGCUCCUCGCCAAGGAGCUCUACCUCGAGCACGCGAGUCCGCUCUAUGUUUCGUGCACGGAAGGUGACAUCGAGAAGGUCACGUCGCUCCUGGCCGACGCUGCCACCGACGUCACGUGGCGCACGCCCGACGAGGGCUGGACGCCGCUGCACAUGGCGUCGGCCAUGGGCUACGACGACAUUGUCGCGCUGCUACUGCGCCACGGCGUCGCCGCCGACGCGCUGGGCCACGACGACGUGACGCCGCUCAUGGCCGCGUCGAUCCAAGGCCAGCUCUCGACGCUGCAGCUGCUCGUCAACCAGGGCCAUGCCAAUGUCAACGCCGUGACGACGGAUGGCACGUCGGCGCUGCAUGGCGCCGUGCACAACCACCACUUGGGCUGCGUCGAGGCGCUGCUGGGCUUUGGCGCCGACGUCAACGCGGUCGACGCGCAGGGUAUUUCCGCCCUCGAGAUCGCGUCGUCGGCCGGCGACCUCGAGAUGAUCGAGGUGUUUGCGACCAAGGCGAGCGCGCCACUCAAGUUGCAAAUGACCGCUGCCGAUGGGACGACUGCGCUCCACGCCGCAGCGCUGCAUGGACACAUUGACAUUGUGCAGUGGCUCAUCUCGCACGGUUGUCCCAGCGACGCGCCCAACGACAUGGGCCUCACGCCGCUGUACCUGGCGGCGCAAGAAGGUUUCGAUGCGAUCGUGCAGCUCCUAUUGAACGAAAAGGCCAACGCCAACGCCGUCUCGAAUGUCGACGGGUUCACCCCGAUCAUGAUUGCCGCCCAGAUGGGCCACGUCGGCGUCGUCGAGCUCCUUCACGCGCGCGGCGCCCAUCUCACAUACCAUACGCCGGAUGGCUGGGAUGCCUUGUACGUAGCUGUGCAGAACGGCCACGCGUCGGUCCUCGCCUUCUUGGUCACGCACGGCGCCAACGUCCACGCCACCUACAAUAAUGGCAUUACGUUGCUGUACACGGCUGCGCAAGAAGGCCACGUCGAGUGCGCUACGUACCUGUUGGACCACGCCAAGGUCCCGGUCGACGCGCCGCAAGCGAUGGGCUGGACGCCGCUGCACAUUGCUGUGCUCCACCACAAGAUGGAUAUUGCGCAGACCCUUCUCUCGCACGGCGCCAACGUCAACGCUGUCGAGAAUGAGAUGGGCGGCACGCCGCUGCAUGUCGCCGCUGAAAUGGGCAACCUCGAGAUGGUCCAGUUGCUUCUCUCGCACGGCGCGAGCACCGCGGCCAAGCUCAAGGACGGGUCGACGCCGCUCGAGACAGCCAAGAACACGGGCAACGAAGCGGUGCUUGGCCCUUUGCUGGCGUAGGCAGCAUAGCUCCAUUUUUGCAUAACUUUGUGGAAGCUAUGUCUGUUGAAAAUGCCGGCGCACGUCGUGGCAAUGCG
This is a messenger RNA of Saprolegnia diclina VS20, 1454 nucleotides long. RefSeq lists its product as hypothetical. The record is from RefSeq and is a predicted model, not a curated record. The transcript has 12 exons. The coding region runs from base 31 to 1377 and encodes 448 amino acids. Gene Ontology annotation, molecular function: protein binding. Lineage: Eukaryota; Oomycota; Saprolegniomycetes; Saprolegniales; Saprolegniaceae.